AUGCCAGUUUCUGUUGAAAAUUCUUCCCCACUCAAAGGAAUUUUGUUUGAUACUACAGACAACGAAAAUAACUACGCAAACAUGGGAACAGCUAACACUCUGGAAAGAUCGAAGACAAAUUCAUUUUAUUGUCAAAAGGAAUCGGCUCAAUUCUACGACAACAUGCAACUGAAUGGAACAUCAAAAUUCUCGUUGCGUUCCGGUGCUCAGUCCGAGGCCAACUCAAAAAAUCUUGGAAUGCAAGCCGGCGAAUCUCCCGUACAAUAUUUACCAAAUGAAAAUUUAAGGAAUCUCCAGGACUCCGCUUCCUACCUGUCGAGUUUUUCUUCGUUACACGGUUAUACUACCCUAGGCGCGCAGUGGGACCAAUUUACCACCGCUCCUCUGCAUCAGACUCACACUCUGUCAAGUUCACAAAACCCUAAUGUACAUCCGUUCAACUCUAUACAAACUUUAAGUCAUCCUUUCACCCCAAAUGAACUGCCAGAUUCAGCUAGUUCUUACGUUUCUUUGGACAGCUUAGCACAGACCGAUAUUAAUCGCGUCAGGGAUACCUCUGACACUGCAACCACUACCCCUGUUACCGAAAAUUCUGGAGCAAUCAACAAAUCUGACUUCAAAACUGAAACAAACGAAGGUUUGGUGGCAUGGUCAAACAAAAGUUCGCAUUUGCCAGCAGUGGAUGGCCGCGAGGCGGAAUCUCAGGGAUCCUUUGAUUUAUCCCUUCCUUGGAAUUCAGUUGAAUUGCCUCCCGUCUCUUUAUAUGAAAAACUCAAAGCAGUCCAGGAAGCAAACGCUGUUUCCGAUAGAUUGUGGACAACCACUCCAAAAGGUCAAAAUUUACAGCAGCAAACGAAUGAUGUGCAAGGAUUGAGCAUCACAGGUUGGCACGCAGGUGAUUUUCUGGAAAAAUCUGAACAGGUUAGAACAUUCAAGAUGGAGGAUGUAAUGCAUUUGGCCGCCAACCAGUUGGAGAGUGACAGUUAUAAUACGAAACCUCCAGACUCUUCCAAUUGUGUUGACUUCCUUUCCUACGCAAACCAAGAUCAUACUCAGUCUUCAUUGACCUGUACAUCGUUUCAACCUGAGAUGUCUACAUUCGCUCUCUCGUCCUCCAGUUCCGAAGUCAAUGAACAAGACAAUUUAAUUCAGAUGUCCAAACAGAAUGACGCUUUCCAUUCCAUUUACUGCAAAACUGAGGAUGAAUUUUCGUCAUCAUCUUUAAAUCCUAGUGUUUAUCAGGAGUCUAUCGAUAACCUCUUCCACAAAGCAACCAAGGGGUUGUUCUAUGCCCUCUUGGGUGCUCUACAGCUGCACACAGCUGGUUGCUGCAAUGUCUCGCUCUCGCCCUCUUUGGCGAUCGAUCUACGUCGAGGCGGAGCGGGCCAGAACCAGAGCAAGGUUCCGCUCGGCCACACAAACUCAUACAAGUGUGCAAUCGCCUACUUCUGCAAUUUCGGAUAA
Molecule: messenger RNA, 1464 nt
Organism: Dibothriocephalus latus
Lineage: Eukaryota; Metazoa; Platyhelminthes; Cestoda; Diphyllobothriidea; Diphyllobothriidae
Source: the annotation of a GenBank genome assembly